CCAUCUUUUUGCAAAUCUAGAGGAGAGUCUUUAGCCAAAGAUGAAAGAGGUCGCUCUCGAUCACCAUCUUUUCGCAAAUCUAGAGGAGAGUCUUUAGCCAAAGAUGAAAGAGGUCGCUCUCCAUCCCCAUCUUUUUGCAAAUCUAGAGGAGAGUCUUUAGCCAAAGAUGAAAGAGGUCGCUCUCGAUCCCCAUCUUUUUGCAAAUCUAGAGGAGAGUCUUUAGCCAAAAGCCAGCCAAGAGAACGAACCCCAUCGCCUCCCAAAUCAAGAAAAAGUGGGUCAAAGGACAUUGACCAGAAAAGAGGUCGAGCAGAAUCCAAAUCCCAAAGAAGAAGUUCAAAAUCUGAAGACAUUUUACAUAAAGACGAAUCUCCAGAACCAUCACCAUCAGAUGACAUGUCACCUAAACACAGAGUAUCAGAGCAAAGAUCAGAGAGGAAAGAAUCAUCUACUAAAAGCAGAUGCAGGAGCACCAAAGGACAUGGAGGGAGUUGUAGAGACAGCUCAAAAUUGUCAAAACAGAGUCUUAAAGAGCUGGCAGCGGAAUGUGUAGAAUUAUUUAAGCAACAGAGAAAGAAAUCGCACUCACCAAAAGUCUACUGUCAUAAGAAGAUAAGCUCUGGGAAAUGUAAGGAAACAGCUUCACACCACCAUGGCCAUACAUGUAAGAAGAACCGGGCAUACUCUAGUCAUAGAUGUACCAAGUGUCAUUCGCACUGCUUUAUAACCUGUAAACCAGUGAGCACCAGCAAAGCUUCAUGCAAAGAGAGUACAAAAGAUCUGUCUGACGAUGAGAGCUAUAAAAAACAUAUUCCUGUGUCCACCCGCUCUGCAGAUAGAGGAGAGAGUAAGAAAAGGCAUUCCAAGAGUGAAAAGAGGCAGAAAAAAAAGAAAGAAUGCAGCCAUAAAUGCUGCAAACAUAAAUCAACUGUGGAGGCAGAUAAAUGUGCACACAAGCGAGUGUCAUCAACAACCCCGGCAGGGUCUGUGAAUAAAUUCUACAUGCAGCGCAUGAACAGUGUUGAUUAUUCAGGUUCCCGCGAGCCACUGUUGUUUUCCUCAAGGGAAACUGAACUGAAUUUUCAAGAUGAUUACCUGUCCUUUCACUACAAGGGGCCUAUAUUGUGCAAGCCUGAUAAGAAAAAAAGCAGCCACAACGUUCAUUGUUUGCAAGCAGUGGAGAGGUAAUUUUAUACAUUUAAUAUUGAAAUGAAUCAUUUAGGAAAGUUAGAUGCUUUAACUAGGUAUCACACAGGUACAAUUUUUAAGUGGAAAAGCUCAACAAAUUUAUUAACCCCCUCGAGUCCUGUCCCCCCUCUUUCCUUACACUUACACAGUCUUUGUGCUAGGCAGCAUAGAUGCCCUAAUUCACAAGUACGGUAUCUUGAAAUUCUACAGGGUUAAAGUGGAUAAUUUUUUUGUACCUUAGUCUGAUUCACUCCCCACAUCAGGCAUGUAGAUGACUGCUCUAUAAAUAGGCUUGUGAUAGCUUGGAUGCAACAGUUUUCUUAAUUUUAGAAACACUCUUUUUCAAUUAGAAAGCAUAUUAUGGGCAGCUGUAGUCAUUUUCUCUAUUGUUACAUUCAUUGUCACUGGCUUAACCAACUGUUAGGAGUUGCCUUUUCAAGAGUUAAAGUUCUUACAUAUACUACUAUGCUUCUGGUGGACUGCUUCCAUUCCCGGCCAUUUCCUAACAAACUGGCUACUUCCUAUUCAGCGUAUUUGGUGCUGAUAAUAUUUUCUUAGCUUUUGCUUUAUACUUUAUGCUUUGUAUUUUGUGACAUAUAUUUGGGUAUAGGAAAUGGCUUUAAUGUUAUGUUUUUGCAGGAGCAGCAGAGAUGGGGUAGUUAGUUAUGGUGUGUAAGUAAUGGGGUUCUUUAGUUAAUAAAGAGACGUUUGCUAGAUGAAUCAUUGGUUUGUAGAAUAAUUAUUAAAAUGAAUUACAUAUAAUUCUCUAUGUUUGAAAGAAAGUAUGGUACAAUAGUGAGUUCAAUAUAGCGCAAAAUAUAAUAUUUGGUUUAAAAGUGGAUGGGAUAUCAGAAUAUUAAUUAAGUUCAUGGGCGUGAAAUAAAAAGUGUGCAGUGACUUUAUAAUGGAGGGGAAAGGAUGUAGCAAAAAUUUUGAUUCUUUAAUGUGUGUUACUUGGGUACAUGUUUUAUCAAGUAGCUUUAGUAGGUGGAAAGUUCAUGCAUUGAUGUCGCCAAUUUUUGGAGAGCUAUAACUAGUACAGGAAUAAAACAGAUUUUGCUUCCAGAUUAUAGGCCAUUUCAGAAGCAUUGCCUAGAAUGGUCCACAUACCCCUCAGGAGUGCUUUGACUUUGUCUAGUCUAGCCUGUUACUUUCACUUCAAGCAUCCUUUAAACUUCCUGUUAUUGAAACUUUUAAAAAUGGGUCUCUCUGUCAUUUAUUCAGUUACGUUUUCGGGAUUCCUGUUUACUUACUUCAUAUUUCAUCACAAAAGUCUUCAAGAUCUCACCAUACUUGUGAUGUAUAUUUUGUGUAAAAAAAAAACAUAAAACAAACAAAUACUAAGAGGAAGUUCUGGAUUUUGAGUGUUAAUUCUAGAAAUUAAAUUUGUCUUUUAUUCUUAUUUCUUUAUUUACUUAUCAGUCAUUCCUUAUAAAAAUAUCUUUAUUGUGAGACCAUUUCCUUAUUUUGUCAAAGAAUAAUUUUUAUUUAGGUAGCCGAUCAAAAGAUAUUAGAAAAUAUAGUUUCAUUGUGCAGACUAUAAUUUUCCUUUAAGCUCCAAUAUACUUAGAGAGUUCCUCAAAGUUCUUUAAAAAAUAUUUCCCGCACUGUAGACCUCAAAAUAUACUUAAUUUAUUGAAAACUAUAACUUAUAUCAUAAAUUAUCUUUCAUUAUUUUUCACUGGAAAAUAAUUAUUUGAUUAUCGCCUUAGGUGUAUAAAAAAUUUUUUUUCUAAAAUUGAGGCUUUAAUUUUAAAAACUUAAUUAAACUGUCUAUUUUUUUCAGUCCCUAUAAAGUUGUCAAAGAUAUAUGUCAGGAUAGCCAAGAAACUUGCUGCUCUACAAAUUUAGCUGAGCCUAUUGAUUUAGAACAAUGUCAACAAUUCUUGUCUGAUGCAAGGUAGCCUUGUGUGUCUGAGCUUUUUUAAAUUGUAUUAGAAAAAUUAUUUUGUAUUAAUUUUAAAAAUUUAGAAUGUUGAUUUCAAUAUUUAAUUGUUUUUAUAGAAAUAAAAAGAUUUUAAAAAUACAAUGUUUCACAGAUUAAAAAAUUUUCUGUUUUACUCAUAAAUAGAUUGAUUAUAUAAUCAAUCAUUUCAUAUAUAUAUAGAACAUGCAUAGAUAUUACCAAUGUAAAUAUGUAUCUUAAAAAGUUUAGAUUUCUGCCGCAAAACCACCUAUUUGUAGAUUGAAAUACAGAUGAAUCUUAAAAUGAUAACAACUUCUCAAUCUAGUUAAGUCUUAGAUGAAUAUAAACUGAUUAUAGAGGUCCUGCACUAUGCAAUUAACUCUGCCAGUGUAACUGCACCUGUGCUUAGAGGGAAUGAAAGUACUAUAUGUGGCUGUCAACAAUUUUUCAAGAUAUUUCAAUUUUUUUUUUAUUAAAAAAAUUUUCAAACCAGAGUACAUGGAACAUAGAGCUCUUAAAAUUGAAAAAAAAAAAUGUCACAUGCUACACAGAAACACAAGACAAAGAGUAUGCUUACCCAAGGAUUCCUUCUUCUGUACAGGUUUUACCUAAAAAAACGGAAUUACUGGCUGUUCAUUAUUUGCUUGAACAUGUUUUCUUUGUUCAUACUUGUUAACUUUAUUUCCCGGUAAUUUAGAUGUGGACUAUAUGAAUGUGUGUGAGGAUUUAUCAUUUUAAUUUUAAGAGAGAGAGAUUGUUUAAUCAGGUGUAUGCAAAAUAGGUUGGUAAAUACCAACUUGAAUAUAAAAAAUAAAAAAAUUAUUUUAGGAAAUGGUAAUAAUAUAUUUUUUCUCCUUUCUCCAGUGUUCAAUGUAAAAUAACCAAAAUCACCAUGCAAUGCACAAGAGAAUGUAGACAGCCUUGUUGUGUCCACACCUGUGGGGAUUAUGUUGCAUCAGAACUUGUGAGACCAACAGAUAAAAAGUGUUUAGAAAAAGCUUACGAAAAACAAUGCAAGGACAAGAGACGAAAAUCUAGGUCGUAUCAUGUUCAGAUCGAAGAUUCUUCAGGUGAUGAAUGCAAAGCCUCAUCUUCCGAGGGAAGCCACCACCUAUCACCUGAUUUGUCUGAGAUGCCACUGCUGGUUAGCAGUGGGGAAGAUUCCCUAUCCCGUGAUGAAACAGAAAUGACACAUUCCCACAUUCAGACUUGUCCACCACCUGGAACUGAAGACUUUUCAGAUGCUACAUCACCAGACCAGACAGAAGAAGUCUCUCAAAAGCAGUCUUCGACUGAAUGCAGCUCAAUCACUACCGGUACUCAUUCAUUAGGUGACAGUGUUUUAAUCACCUCUAGAAAGUUGUCAGCAGAAGAAGCUUCUAGUGAGCCCUCCAUAUCGCUUACUCAAGAGACAUUUCAAAAAGUAUCAGUUUCACCUCCUUCAUCACCUGAAGAGGUCUCUCGUCAACCUUCUCUUAUUCGCUCCAAAAAUCCAUCACCUGAAGUGUCUGUACAGCUAACUCGUCACUCAUCUCUAAAACGGCCUUCUAGCAUUCCUUCUAUGAUUCCAUCCCCAGAUAAAUCUGUUCCACUCAGUCGGCAGUCAUCUUUAGAACGACGUUCAAUUACUUUUUCAAAGGAACCAUUUAUAAUUAUAGCAUCUGCUGAACCCUCAAUCAUAUCGUCUAAAAAACCAUCCCUGGAACUCUCCAUGAAAUCAUCUAUAACAGCAUCACCUAGGGACUCAAGAAAAUCAUCAAAAGAAGAAUGUCAAGAGCCUUCUGAAACUUCUUCCAGAAAAUCAUUACAGGAACUCUCAAGAAAAUCUUCUAAAACAGUAUCACCUGAACCCUCUAGAAAAUCUUCUAAAACAGUAUCACCCAAUCCCUCUGCAAAAUCUUCUAAAACAGCAUCACCCGAACCCUCCAGAAAAUCUUCUAAAACAGUAUCACCUGAACCCUCUAGAAAAUCUUCUGAAAUAACAUCACCUGUACUUUCUAGAAAAUCUUCUAAAACAGCAUCACCUGAAUCCUCCAGGAAAUCUUCUAAAACAGCAUCACCCGAAUCCUGCAGGAAAUCUUCUAAAACAGCAUCACCCGAACCCUCUAGAAAAUCCUCUAAAACAGCAUCACCCGAACCCUCUAGAAAAUCCUCUAAAACAGCAUCACCCGAACCCUCUAGAAAAUCCUCUAAAACAGCAUCACCCGAACCCUCUAGAAAAUCUUCUGAAAUAGCAUCACCUGUACUUUCUAGAAAAUCUUCUAAAGUAGCAUCACCCAUAGUAUCUAGAAAAUCUUCUAAAAUAGCAUCAGUUAUACUCUCUAGAAAAUCUUCUAAAGAAGCUUCUCCAGAAUCUUCUAGAAAACCAUCUCUGGAACUCUCCAAAAGGUCUUCUCAAGAGACUUCUGUAGAGCAUUUACCACCAACUGGGCAAACCUCCCUUGAACAGCACUCCAGUGGCUCUAAAUUAUCCUCACAAGAAUACCCCCCACAGCUAAGCCGUCAGUCUUCCUUAGAGAAACCUCAAAGCAUCUCAAGAAAACCAUCUCUUGUACCUACAGAACCUUCAUCUGAGCCACACUCUAAAGCCUCUUCUAGAAAGUCAUCGGGGCAUUCUUUACCGCCAUCCCGAAAAUCUUCCUCUGAACAGAGGUUAGGCUCUUCUAAAAUAUCAACUCCUGAACAAUCAAAACACACAAGUCCUCAAAAGUCACAGGAAGAAUUUCAAGAUCAAACUACCCCAUCUUCGUCUGAAGAAAUGUUAUUGCCAGUAGAAUCUUCUUCAUUCCAAAACACUGAGCCAUCUUUAAAUGAUCAGCGCCAAAGUCAUCCUCUGUCUGCAGACAUGAGUGAAGUCUCUCCUGAACCUGAAUCGCACCCGGCCUAUCCAGACCAGUCAUCUGAAACAUCAGAGGAGCCACAGAUUUCUCCUGUUAGAAGACCUACACCCGAACCUAGAAGUCGUGCCCCUUCUUUAAGUGCACAUGUUGAACUGAAGGACAAGCCACCCAUUUCCCCUCAUCGAGCUUCCAACCACGAGAACCAAUCUCGUUCAUCUUCUCUGAAGCCAAUAGUUGAAUUACCAACACCCUUAUCUGGAUCUCGCCCAUCUACCCGAAUUUUCGCUGGAGAUUCUGCAGAAUCUUCACCGGAUAUCUCUCAAAAACUAUCUGAAACCGGGCCAAGUGAACCUAAUGAAGAAAGAAAAAGUGAACCGAAAGAAGAAAGAAAAAGUGAAUCAAAAGAAGAAAGAAAAAGUGAACCGAAAGAAGAAAGAAAACGUGAAUCAAAAGAAGAAAGAAAAAGUGUAUCCAGUGAAGAAAGAAAAAGUUUACCGGUAACCAGUGAAGAAAGAAAAAGUAUGCCCAGUGAAGAAAGAAAUAGUGUACCCAGUGAAGAAAGAAAAAGUGUACCCAGUGAAGAAAGAAAUAGUGUACCCAAAGAAGAAAGAAAAAGUGUGCCUAAAGAAGAAAGAAAAAGUGUACCAAGUGAAGAAAGAAAUAGUGUACUCAAAGAAGAAAGAAAAAGUGUACCAAGUGACGAAAGAAAAAGUGUGCCUAAAGAAGAAAGAAAAAGCGUACCCAGUGAAGAAAGAAAGAGUGUACACAAUGAUGAAAGAAAAAGUGUACCCUAUGAAGAAAGAAAAAGUGUACCCAAUGAAGAAAGAAAAAGUGUAUCUAAAUCACCUCCAAAGAGAACUUCAAAUAUUGCAAUCCAUUCACCUCCUGCAUCAGAAUCUGAAUCUUCACAAGACUUAUCUCAAGAAUCUGAAAGUUUGCCAAUUAUAACUCACGAUGAAAGAAAAAGUGUACGCAGUGAAGAAAGAAAAAGUGUUUCAUCUCUGAAGAGGUCGUCGAAAAGUCCCACACGAUCACCUCCUGCAUCAGUGUCUGAAUCUUCACCAGGGACAUCUCGAAAAAAAUCUGAAAGUUUGCCAAUUGAAACACACGAAGAAAGAAAAAGUGUCCACAAAUCACCUCUUAAAUCUGCAACAAGCUCAGCCCCUCCCUCCAGAUCACCCUCCAUCAGCCCUGAAAUAACAAGAAAUUCUGAAACAUCAAUGAAAUCAGAAUCUCAAAAGCGGAAGCCAUCCUCAGCUUUUAAAAAAUCUACACAAAUCCAGAGGUAACUUAUGAAAAUGUUUUAUUUUAUUUUUACUUACUUCCUUAGUUGAAGAUUUUUAAUUUUACCUUAAGUGUUAGGUCAUCAUGUUAUUUUUAUUUUAUUUUUUAAGUUGACUUUGAAUGCAUCUUGAUCUGAAGUAGCAAAGCUCAUCACUCCAAACAAAAAUACAUCCAUGCUCCAAUCUUAAGUUAGACUAUGAUAACAUAAAGUUAUUGUGAUAGUUAAAGCCAAUUCCUGGUGUUCAUCUGAUGAUUUUACGUAAUUUGUCCCAUAUAGCACAGAAACCAUGCCUGAUGUAUCAGAUGAAAGUGAUGAGAUGGUUGAUGACAUUCAAGAGGAAGAAGAAGCUACUCACCAAAGGAGACCGACUGGGAAACUUGCAAAAUCGCCAAAGCAAACUCAGGAUGAUAAUACAAGUACAGAAUGAUUUCAUAGCUAAAAUGUAAAAUCGUGAUCUUACCCGAGUAGCUAUUCCACGGGAAGAAUCCCUUGGUUGAGAGGAAGAUGCUAGGUUAUCACUAUCACCCAUUGUCUUCAUUUAUGCACUGAUACUUAUCAAAGAAAAAAAAUGUACCACAGACUAUUUGCCUGUUAUUUGUGAACAGUCUGCAUUUUAAGUAUAAUAAUAAUUGGGGAAAGGCAGAGUUUAAAUCAUCUAGUAUUAUAUUUUUAUUGUCUUAAUAUUUGUUAAGUGUAGUCAGAUGACAAUGGCCAUAGCAUCAAAAUUCCAACUCAGAACUUACACAUUACAAGUAGUCUUACAAACUUUUCCAUUGCUCACUUCCAUUUUAUUACAGUGGCUUACAAAAAAAAGUUUUAUCAUAAUAAUAAUAAAAUAUAAACCAUUGUCCUUAUAUCUUAUGUGCAUAAAAAUUCACUUAACAAUUAUAAUUUUAAAAUCCUAUUAACUCUUUGUAGACCAAGUCAAACUAUUCUUACUCCUUUCUCCUCGGCUCUGUUAAAACUAUAUACAAUACCGUAUCAAUUUUUCGUUGAUAGUUACCAAGAGUAAUCUAAUCCAAUGCUUUAAUUUUAUUUGCAGGAAGCCCGUUCAAGUGGUGGAAGGUUCUCCUACUUGCCUUGAUCCUGUUUUUAAGUCUGUAUUACACAUACUGCUACCUUGUCCUACCCAUUUGUACUUAUUGCAAUUUUCCUUUACCCAAUAUAUUUUUCUACAUCCUGAACUCCAUAGUACAUUCCGUCCGUCUCAUCCAUUCUUCACCAGCACCAGUUUAAGCAGGUUGAAUAAGACAUAACAGUAACACUUAGUGACAGUAAUAAUUAGAUAACGUGACGGUCUCAAGGGUUUCUGUAUUUUUCAAUACCGUAAAAAAACACAAAAAAACAUCGCCAUCACAAAAAUAUGAAUGGCAAAGUCACCCGGUAGCAGUCAACAGGUUUUGGGCUUCAUGCAUGCAGAUAUUCUAUACUAUAAUGUGAUCUUUAACUUUUAAGUAGUUUAAGGUUGUGAAAAGUACCAGG
Lymnaea stagnalis (great pond snail) is the source of this 8701-nucleotide messenger RNA. The record is from the annotation of a GenBank genome assembly. NCBI's taxonomy places the organism in Eukaryota, Metazoa, Mollusca, Gastropoda, Lymnaeidae.